Messenger RNA from Arvicola amphibius (Eurasian water vole), 2091 nucleotides. It is a transcript of the gene Cd28, whose product is annotated as CD28 molecule. Gene Ontology annotation, cellular component: external side of plasma membrane; membrane. The record is from RefSeq and is a predicted model, not a curated record. Gene Ontology annotation, biological process: T cell costimulation; immune response; T cell receptor signaling pathway. The transcript has 4 exons. NCBI's taxonomy places the organism in Eukaryota, Metazoa, Chordata, Mammalia, Rodentia, Cricetidae. The coding region runs from base 68 to 724 and encodes 218 amino acids.
UUCAGUUCAUCUCACACCCUGCCCUGCUCAAGGAGGAGGGGCUGCAGUCCUGACCCUCAUUAGGACAAUGACACUCCCGCUGCUGUUCCUGGCUCUCAGCUUCUCCUCAGUUCAAACAACAGAAAACAAGAUUUUGGUGAAGCAGUCACCCAUGCUUGUGGUGGAUAACAAUGACGUCACCCUCAGCUGCAGGUAUUCUCACAACCUCCUCUUGAAGGAGUUCCGGGCAUCAUUGUACAAGGGGGUGAAUAGUGAUGUCGAAGUCUGUGUUGCGAAUGGGAAUCUCACCUCUCAGCUUCAGUUUCACUCGAACGUGGGGUUCACCUGCGAUGGGAAACUGAACAAUGAAACAGUGACAUUCUACCUCCGGAAUCUGCACGUCAAUCAAACAGAUAUAUACUUCUGCAGAGUUGAGGUCAUGUACCCUCCUCCUUACCUAGACAACGAGAAGAGCAAUGGAACCAUUAUUCACGUGAAAGAGAAACAUCUUUGUCAUGAUCAGACAGCUCCUAGGCUGUUCUGGGUACUGGUUGGGGCUGCUGGAGUCCUGUUUUGUUAUGGCUUGCUAGUGACAGUGGCUCUUUAUAUUAUCUGGACAAAUAGCAGAAGGAACAGACUCCUUCAGAGUGACUACAUGAACAUGACACCCCGGAGACUCGGGCCCACACGCAAGCAUUACCAGCCCUACGCUCCAGCAAGAGACUUCGCAGCCUACCGUCCCUGACAGGGACCCCUAUCCAGAAGCCAGCCGGCUGGUGCCCCUCCACCUGCUCAACACCACUGCUCUGGAUAGGAAAGGACUGUCUCAUCUUCAGCCGGCCACUUUGGACCUCUCCUGGGCAACCUUUGCUAAUUGUUUUGGAGUGUCUAGAUCCAACAUCACGAACAUCUGGAGACUCUGGAAUGAAUUCAAAGAAACUUUUAUGGCAGGUUAAAUUCUGCAUGCCUUGACCCAAACUCAAGCUUAGUAUAUUUAUUGACUUGAUUGAAAAGUUAGAGUAGAAAAAACAAAAGGCGAGAGGAUUCAUUCGGCUGUGGAAGUCAAUUUUCAGGCUGCAUUGAGCCUGGUUCAUGUCUCACUCGCUGGCUCAUUUCAGUCAUGUACAGUGUGACAGCUAAAGAUGUCUUAGAUGGAGUAGAAAGACCAGAACAGCCGUCCCUUUAGCUAAGCUGGUGUUUAAGGUGGGGAUAGGAUAGAGUUACAGAGCAUAGACUCAAGUGUUUGAAAAUAAUUAAAACACUGUUUCCCACCCACAUAAUGAGCCACUUAGUUCCAUCUUUAGUGUUUUUCUGUUAGUUUAGAAAGAUGUAGACACAUUUUUAAAUGAAUUCUGACCACUUUUAAUCAUUUUGACCAGUGGAAUUGCCUCAAAGCACCCCAGGGUUUGCUUUUCUCAUUCCCUGUCAUGGGAAUUCAGUAUUAUUAAUAGUCACAAGAUGAUUUCAAAACUAAAUAGCCCUCUCACACCAGGAAGCAUGUGAGAGGAAAUAAGGUCACUAUAUAUAUCCUGAAUGCUGUGGAGGAUUAUCUGUUUAGUAGCUUGUUCCAGGAAAACCAUUUAAACCAUGGUUUCCUUGCUGUCUUUGUUGGUACCUGAAGUAGAGUAUUGAAAUUGCAUCUAUAGAGUGCUAGUCAUGAUACUGUGGAAAGGGGAUAUUAGCAUUUGGUAGGUAGUAAGGAUGAGUUCCAGGGAGCUUCCUCUGAUGAAGGGGAUGAGGAAACUCUUGUUAUGUACUCAAGAGAUGGGUGUUUUCUAGACUGCCUCUUAGAGAGCCCUGCUCUGUGUUCCUUUAGACUCUAAAGUUUAGAGUAUUUGUGCCAGGGCUCAGAACUGCAGAAUUUUGUGAGCUCAGCUGCUUUGUACCCUGUGGAUCCAUUGACAUGAAAAAUCAUUCUGGACUGUGUCUUGAGGGACACCAAAGUUCUCAAGAGCAUCUACAAACAUUUUUUUUUCUUUGCUUCCAGUUUGGGUCAACUGUAAAACAUCUAUGGACCUUAAAGAAUGAGUCAAUAAACCGGGCGGUGGUGGCGCACACCUUUAAUCCCAGCACUCGGGAGGCAGAGGCAGGUGGAUCUCUGAGUUCGAGGCC